Mercenaria mercenaria is the source of this 2189-nucleotide messenger RNA. RefSeq names its product ragulator complex protein LAMTOR2-like. NCBI's taxonomy places the organism in Eukaryota, Metazoa, Mollusca, Bivalvia, Venerida, Veneridae. Gene Ontology annotation, cellular component: Ragulator complex. Gene Ontology annotation, molecular function: molecular adaptor activity; guanyl-nucleotide exchange factor activity. Gene Ontology annotation, biological process: positive regulation of TOR signaling; cellular response to amino acid stimulus. The record is from RefSeq and is a predicted model, not a curated record. The transcript is spliced from 4 exons. The coding region runs from base 93 to 470 and encodes 125 amino acids.
UAAAGCACGUGAUGCGGAAGUGACUAAAGUAUAACAAAUCGCACAAAAUUAAAAAUUGUUUUGAUAGCAUUUCAGCAACUUCAGUUGUUAACAUGCUGAAACCAAAAGCUCUGACCCAAGUGCUAAGUCAAGCGAACUCUGGAGGUGUUCAAAGUACUUUGUUGUUGAACAAUGAGGGAGCAUUGCUAGCCUACUCAGGGUAUGGGGAUAAAGAUGCUGCUGUCACAGCUGCCAUUGCUAGCAAUAUCUGGUCUACAUACCAGAAAUCUGGGGCCACAGCUUUAACAGAUGAUAAACUCAAAUUUGUUUUGCUGGACUGUGAGGAUGGUAAAGUAGCUAUCACACAUGUUGCCAAUCUUCUACUAUGCCUGUGUUGUAAGGAAAAUGUUGGAUUUGGAAUGUUAAAAGCAAAGGCUGAAGCAUUAGCAAUGUAUUUAGAGGAUCCUCUCUCACAGAUUGCAGCCUCCUGACACAACCUAUCUAUAGACCUUAUAGAAACACUGAUUAAAAUACAACUGACAAUAAUGAAUUACAGACGUGUGUAACAUUGAAACAUGAAGAAAAUUCCAGAUCCUGCUCUAUUGUGCUGCUCGGUUAGCUUGUAUCAGAUCUAGCAAUAGUUGAGAAAGUACAUGUACAAUGUGUAUAGAUUUGCUAGGAAAUGUUUUGUAUGACAAGAUUCUCGAGGUGAAUUGGAGAUAAAUAUGUGUAUCCUAAGUUUAACAUUGACAUAGUAAUGUAAAUUGAAGAAUUUCUGUUUUAAGAUUUGUUGGCAUUGUCAGGUCCAAAAAACAUUUUGCUGCACCCCAACACUAACUCCACGAUGCUUCCCUGCUGCACCCCAACACUAUACUCCACGAUGCCUCCCUACUGCACCCCAACACUAUACUCCACGAUGCCUCCCUCUUUCACCCCAACACUACUCCACGAUGCCUCCCUGCUGCACCCCAACACUGUACUCCAAGAUGCCUCCCUGCUGCACCCCAACACUGUACUCCACGAUGCCUCCCUGCUGCACCCCAACACUAUACUCCACGAUGCCUCCCUGCUGCAUCCCAACACUACUCCACGAUGCCUCCCUGCUGCACCCCAACACUAUACUCCACAAUGCCUCCCUGCUGCACCCCAACACUACUCCACGAUGCCUCCCUGCUGCACCCCAACACUAUACUCCAUGAUGCCUCCCUGCUGCACCCAAACACUACUCCACGAUGCCUCCCUGCUGCACCCAAAUACUGUACUCCACGAUGCUUCCCUGCUGCACGCACCCCAACACUAUAUUCCACGAUGCCUCCCUGCUGCACCCAAACACUAUACUCCACGAUGCUCCCCAGUAAAUCCUUCUAUGACCAAGUACUUUUACUUCACUAAUAAAUAUCUAAAUAUCAUAUAUUACAACACUGUCAUUACAUUCUAACAACUCAUAGUAGUUAAAUGUUAUAUAUGUCAGAACAUAAUUGUCAGAAAGUUAUGGCAAUGUUGUUAUAUAUGGUAUUUGAAUAGUAUUUAUGUCUGCACUGUUGAAAGUAUUGGGUUAUUACUGUUGGGUUGAAGAGAGAUUUGGGUGAAAGAUGGAGGUAAAAGUGUUUGGGGGGUGGGGAGGGGGAAAUGUAUUUUUUUUGUCCUCGCAACAUGCUGAACACAUGGGCCUAGUUGUUUAAAACUUUAACCAGCAGUUAAAUUUUGAUUCAAAAUAUAAGUCUUGGUGGAAAACAUUAGUUUAAUGUUUUAAUUUUACUAUAAAGACAUUUUAGUGUUAAUAAUCCUUAACUCAUACAUUUGUUUUUCUCAAUUUUCUAAAACGUUACCGACCGUUAGCUUAAUCACCUGUAAAAAUUUCGAGCAACUGAGUCCUGUUGGUUGAGAUGGAUUGUUGGCAUAAAAUUAGAUCUGUAGCCUGUUUCCACAUAAUUGUAUGCUGAUAAAAAACCUCAAGGACCUUGCUGGCUCAAUACAUAUUAGUCUGUUUUAGAUUUAGGGCAAUUAUUGUAAGAAAAAUGGAUCAAAUUACUGACGGAUUCAAAACAGUAAAAUUGUGUUAUAUAUGGAGUAAUUGUACUAAAGUUUAUUUAUAUUUUGUAAUUGUGUUAAAUGUGAUUAUUAAAUUUUGUCAUAUGUUGAUUAUAAUGAUCCAUCACCUGCAAAGUUCAUUGUUGAAUAAAGUAUCCAUAUGGAUAGUGAUAAACUGG